CACGUGCUCAUGGGUCAUAUCAACAAUAUUGUCCUCAUGGAGAAACGUGCAAGUUUCAGGUAUUUAUCUGUUUAAAAUGGACGAGAGUUUUCAUCAUAUCCUUCACGUCUGUCGGUUGUUUUAAAUAACGUUCGCGUUAGCUUUUUAGCUAAACUCAGGAUUUUGAAAGAAGGGUAGCCAGAUGAAGAUAGCGUUCUCCAGCUCAUAGUGAAAUAUCUGAAGUUUAAUGUGUAGAGAUGAAGGGGAAAUGGAAGCAGAAGAGCAAAAAGAACAAGGGAAAUGCAGUGUUGCAGAAGUACAUGGUGGCAGUGGAUGAGUUUAUUAAAAGCAAAAGUGGCACUGAAGAAGUGGAAAACGACCAUGGCUUGAGGGUUGUAAAAAAGAAAAGCAGAAAGGAGCUGCGCAAAGAAAAGCGAAAAAUGAAAAAAGCCAAAAUGAAGAGUCAUUAUGAGGGUAAAAAGACCCUCAGUUUACCCCUCGACAAUGGUGAAAAUUCAGGAACAGCAGCUGAUAAACAACAGCAGCAGAAAAGGAAGAAGAAAAUGGAGAAAGCAAAGAAAGAUGCAAAAGCACUUUUAAGCAAGUCUGGUAGUGCUCCUUCAGAGGAGUCAGAUAACCCUAAAACAUCCUCAUCGUCCAAGAAAGGCAAGAAAAUCAGUAAGCUUCAGGAAUCCAGAAAAAUGGCACUUCUGGAGGCAAAUCAAGACGAAGACAGAGAGAUAAAGAAAUUAGAGAGGCGCCUGGGAUUAAACAAGAGAAAAAACAAGAAAAGUCUCCCUCAGUCCUUUGUGGCUGAUGGACUUGAUUACAUCCUUGGCAUGCUUGACUCCGGCUCGUCGGCUGCGGCGAUGUAUGAUGAUGAUGAUGAUGUGGACAUGGCCAAGGAGAACUUUGAAAAGCUUGAUGAGAACGACUCUGAGCUGUCAGAUGAGGACGAAAACCCUGGAGAUGAGAUGGCGAGUGAAGGCAGUGAUGAAGAUAUGGAUUCGUUAGAUUCUGAAAAUGAGGAUGAUGAUGAUGAAAUGGUUGAUGAUGAGGAGGAAGCAGAGGAGGAAAUUGGUGAUGAGCAGGAUGAGAGUGAUGCAGCUGGCUCAGACGAUGAAAAUGAAGAGGAAGCAGAGGAAGGAGCAGACACGCCUGACACAAAGACGUCAGAAACUGUCAGCUCUGCAGCGGGGAAGUACGUGCCGCCUCACCUGCGUGGCGCUGGAGACGAUAAACGUAAAGCGGAGCUCGAAAAGCUGAAGAGGAAUGUGAAAGGCCUGGUAAACAGGCUGAGUGAGCCCAACAUGGCGUCCAUCAGCGGUCAGCUGGAGGAGCUGUACAUGAGCUGCAGCAGGAAGGACAUGAAUGACACCCUGACGGAGGUGCUGCUGGCAGCCUGCGUCACCCCAGCCCUGAUGCCGGACAGACUGCUGAUGGAGCACGUCCUGCUCGUCAGCAUCCUCCAUCACGCCGUCGGGUUGGAGGUGGGAGCCCAUUUUCUGGAGACAGUUGUGCGAAAGUUCGACGAGGUGUACAAGAACCCCACGGAGGGCAAGGAGUGCGACAACCUGGUCGCCAUUGUUGGUCACCUCUACAACUUCCAGGUGGUGCAUUCCGUCCUCAUCUUCGACAUCCUGAAACUUUUCAUUGGAGCCUUUACAGAGAAGGAUGUCGAGCUGGUUUUGUUUGUGCUGAGGAAUGUCGGCUUUGGCCUGAGGAAGGACGACGCUAUGGCUCUUAAGGAGCUCAUCUCUGAGGGCCAGCGCAAGGCCAGCGACAUGGGGUCAAAGUUCAAGGAUCAGACCAGGGUGCGUUUCAUGCUAGAAACCAUGCUGGCUUUGAAGAACAAUGACAUGCGGAAGAUCCCAGGCUACGAUCCUGAGCCCGUGGAGAGACUGAGGAAGUUGCAGAGGACACUGAUCCACCGGAGCGCUGCUGGCAGUGACGUGAAACUGAGGGUCUCUCUGGACAACCUCCUGGCAGCAGAGCAAGUGGGCCGUUGGUGGAUCGUUGGCUCCUCGUGGAGUGGAGCGCCCAUGAUCCGCGAACAAGGGAGGACGACCUCCAAACCGAGUGCUGCUGAAGGACAGUUUAGUGCCAAAGUCCUGGAGCUGGCCAGGAAACAGAGGAUGAACACUGAGGUCAGAAGAAACAUCUUCUGUGUGAUUAUGACCAGCGAGGAUUACCUGGAUGCGUUCGAGAAACUGCUCAGGAUGGGCCUGAAGGACAAGCAGGAGAGGGAGAUUGUUCACGUUCUGAUGGACUGCUGUCUGCAGGAGAAAACCUUCAACGCAUAUUACGCCGUACUGGGAGAGAAAUUCUGCUGCCAAGAUCGCCGCUUCCAGAUGACUUUCCAGUUCAGCCUAUGGGACAAAUUCAAGGAGCUGUCCAACCUUCCCAACAGCACCUUCAACAACCUGGUCCAGCUGGUUACCCGCCUCCUUCAGAGGAAGUGCCUCUCGCUCUCCAUACUCAAAGUAAUAGAGUUUGGGGAGCUAGAUAAGCCCACGGUGCGCUUCUUGCGUCAGGUGCUGACUAAACUGCUAAAAGAAGCUGAGCCCGAGGACCUCGCCAGCAUAUUUGGAAGGAUUUCAGGAAUUCCCAAGCUAGGAAUGCUGCGGGAGGGCUUGAAGCUUUUCAUCAGCCACUUCCUGCUGAAGAAUGCCCAGUCACAGGGACCAGCUGAGCAAGCAGCGCUGCUGUCAGAGCGCGCCCAGGUCGCCACCAAAGCCAUGGAGGCCAAAGAGGCCAAGCUGAAACUGUAAAACACACACACCAGAAACCCAACAGACGCAUGUAAGAAAACUGUGGGAGAGAAGAAGGCUUGUUCGUGAGAAUUGUCUCCGAAUACAAAGAACCCAAACCUGCAGCUUUCUGCAAAGAAUAAAUAUGUUUUUGAUAAUAAAUUAAUGAUUUUGCUUUGGGGAGUCAUUGUACAUAAUUUUUACCAUAAGGACUUUUAAAACUGGGAGGUACUGAAUCCUUUAGUAACACACCAGUCUUAGUGCUGUGAAUAUUAUUUUAAUGCAGUGUGUGUUGGUUGAGCCUUAUUUUUCUGCAAUAAAUGACAACAGGUUUUGCUUAUGACAAUUUGAUAGUUGGAUAUUUUAUAUAUUUCAAAUACAUUGUCCAUGCUUGUUCAUUUGUUCAUCAAAAUAUGUUCAUACAGUCUAUUCAUAAAAACCUCAAUAAAUCUGAUA
This is a messenger RNA of Chelmon rostratus (copperband butterflyfish), 3185 nucleotides long. It is a transcript of the gene nom1, whose product is annotated as nucleolar protein with MIF4G domain 1. Gene Ontology annotation, biological process: ribosomal small subunit biogenesis. The record is from RefSeq and is a predicted model, not a curated record. Gene Ontology annotation, cellular component: nucleolus. The coding region runs from base 237 to 2750 and encodes 837 amino acids. Gene Ontology annotation, molecular function: protein binding; RNA binding. The transcript is spliced from 11 exons. NCBI's taxonomy places the organism in Eukaryota, Metazoa, Chordata, Actinopteri, Chaetodontiformes, Chaetodontidae.